UUUAAAAUAAUGAGUACUAAACAUACACUCUUUUAAAUUACAUAAUAUCAAAUAAGCAUUACAGUAUCCAAAGUUACCAAAACGAUAAUCAUAAGGUAUCAAACUUUUUUUUUUUUUUUACAAUAAAACCAAUUUCAUAUAUACAUAUUGUUAUAAUACAUUGUUCUGGACACAACUUAGAAUUUCUUCUCAGAGCAUCCAAUCUGUUUCAAUGGGGAGAAAACCAUGGUCUCGGAAAAUAUAUCCUUCAUUUUUCAAGAUUCUUUUGGAUGACUUCUCAAACAAGUUGCAAAUUCCAGUGGCUUUUGCCAAGAAUUUUGAUGGAGAAGCUUCUCAACAAUGUCUCAUUUGGAACCCUUUUAAGAAAUUUUGGAAUGUUAACGUGGAAAAAACCAAUAACAGAUUGUUUUUUCAAAAGGGUUGGAAUCUAUUUUUGCUAGACAAUGGUUUAGAGUUUGGUGACCUUCUUGUCUUUCACUAUAAUGCUGGGAAAUCAGAAUUUUAUGUUGAUUUUUAUGGGAAAAAUUGCUGUCAAAAAAGGGGCAUAUCGCUAGGUUUUCACAGAAAGGAAGAUCAAUCUGAAAAUAAUCUUGAUGCUAAUCAAACAAAUAUGGUAAAUAUUGGAGUAAUUGACCUUGAAACUGAAGAUUCUGAGCCUAUUGAGCAAUAUAGAAGUGAAUCAUCAGAAGAUGAAUUUUUUGAAGAGAAAACUCAAACUAAGCGUGGUGGUUCAGGAAGGCCUCGAUUUCGAUCUCGUUGUGAUAGAGAAGUGAGAGCACUCGAAGAAGCCAACAAAUACAUUCCAAAGCAUCCUUUUUUCAAAUUAGUAAUGGCUGAAAGUUAUGUGAUGAAGGGACUUUUGGGUUUACCAAUCAGCUUUUACAGAACACAUAUGAAGCAAAUGCAGAGAAAUGGAAGCUUUAUCAUGUUGCAACAUUUAGGGAAGUCAUGGCCAGUGAAGUUUUGCAUUGACGAGCCGCUUAGGGCAAGGUUCGCCUUAGGAUGGGGUAAGUUUGUGAAGGACAACACUAUAGAAUUGGGAGAUGUUUGUGUCUUUGAGCUAAUGGAUGUGAGUGUGAUGAAGGUCUGUAUAUUUAGAGGUUAAAUAGUUGUAAUAGUUUCUCUAUUUUGGUAAAUCAUUUGUUGUUACUUUGGUAUAGGUGUUUAAUUAUAUAGUUUGACUCCAAAAUAAGUUUGUCUUAUUUACUUUAGUAAGAAGAUCAAGCUUUCUUUUGUUUAAUUAUACUAGUUUAUGCUUCAAGUUCCACAUUAGAUUACUCUUCUCUUUCGUAAAAAUUAUUUGUUUCUGUCUGUUGAAUGUCGAUAUGUAAUUUUUUUUUU
Molecule: messenger RNA, 1341 nt
Organism: Humulus lupulus (European hop)
Lineage: Eukaryota; Viridiplantae; Streptophyta; Magnoliopsida; Rosales; Cannabaceae
Product: B3 domain-containing transcription factor VRN1-like
Exons: 4
Coding region: 212-1105 (297 amino acids)
Molecular function (GO): DNA binding
Source: RefSeq, a predicted model, not a curated record